Molecule: messenger RNA, 1287 nt
Organism: Molossus molossus (Pallas's mastiff bat)
Lineage: Eukaryota; Metazoa; Chordata; Mammalia; Chiroptera; Molossidae
Gene: LMX1B
Product: LIM homeobox transcription factor 1 beta
Exons: 8
Coding region: 1-1188 (395 amino acids)
Biological process (GO): neuron differentiation; regulation of transcription by RNA polymerase II
Cellular component (GO): nucleus
Molecular function (GO): RNA polymerase II transcription regulatory region sequence-specific DNA binding; DNA-binding transcription factor activity, RNA polymerase II-specific
Source: RefSeq, a predicted model, not a curated record
AUGGAUAUAGCAACAGGUCCCGAGUCUCUGGAGAGGUGCUUCCCCCGCGGGCAGACGGACUGCGCCAAGAUGUUGGACGGCAUCAAGAUGGAGGAGCACGCCCUGCGCCCCGGACCCGCCACUCUGGGGGUGCUGCUGGGCUCCGACUGCCCGCAUCCCGCCGUUUGCGAGGGCUGCCAGCGGCCCAUCUCCGACCGCUUCCUGAUGCGAGUCAACGAGUCGUCCUGGCACGAGGAGUGUUUGCAGUGCGCGGCGUGUCAGCAAGCCCUCACCACCAGCUGCUACUUCCGGGAUCGGAAACUGUACUGCAAACAAGACUACCAACAGCUCUUCGCGGCCAAGUGCAGCGGCUGCAUGGAGAAGAUUGCCCCCACGGAGUUUGUGAUGCGGGCACUGGAAUGCGUGUACCACCUGGGCUGCUUCUGCUGCUGUGUUUGUGAGCGGCAGCUACGCAAGGGCGAUGAGUUCGUGCUCAAGGAGGGCCAGCUGCUGUGCAAGGGUGACUACGAGAAGGAGAAGGACCUGCUCAGCUCCGUGAGCCCCGACGAGUCGGACUCUGUAAAGAGUGAGGACGAGGAUGGGGACAUGAAGCCUGCCAAGGGGCAGGGCAGCCAGAGCAAGGGCAGCGGGGAUGACGGGAAGGACCCACGGAGACCCAAGCGGCCCCGCACCAUCCUCACCACGCAGCAGCGAAGAGCCUUCAAGGCCUCCUUCGAGGUCUCCUCCAAGCCCUGCCGAAAGGUCCGAGAGACGCUGGCGGCAGAGACCGGCCUCAGCGUGCGCGUGGUCCAGGUCUGGUUUCAGAACCAAAGAGCAAAGAUGAAGAAGCUGGCACGGCGGCACCAGCAGCAGCAGGAGCAGCAGAACUCCCAGCGGCUGGGCCAAGAGGUCCUGUCGAGUCGCAUGGAGGGCAUGAUGGCCUCCUACACACCGCUGGCCCCACCGCAGCAGCAGAUCGUGGCCAUGGAGCAGAGCCCCUACGGCAGCAGCGACCCCUUCCAGCAGGGCCUCACGCCACCCCAAAUGCCAGGGAACGACUCCAUCUUCCACGACAUCGACAGCGAUACCUCCUUAACCAGCCUCAGCGACUGCUUCCUCGGCUCCUCCGACGUGGGCUCCCUGCAGGCCCGCGUGGGGAACCCCAUCGACCGGCUCUACUCCAUGCAGAGUUCCUACUUCGCCUCCUGAGAGCCGGCUGGCCGCGCGGACACUUGGGCCAGGGUCCUGGGGUGGGCCCGCGGGCCACAGCGGCCAGCCCGCCACCCCGACCCCGCCGCCCACACAGAC